Messenger RNA from Peromyscus eremicus (cactus mouse), 1581 nucleotides. It is a transcript of the gene Snx16, whose product is annotated as sorting nexin 16. Gene Ontology annotation, molecular function: phosphatidylinositol binding. The record is from RefSeq and is a predicted model, not a curated record. The transcript is spliced from 9 exons. Bases 383 to 1432 code for a protein of 349 amino acids. Gene Ontology annotation, biological process: endosome to lysosome transport; early endosome to late endosome transport; protein targeting to lysosome. Lineage: Eukaryota; Metazoa; Chordata; Mammalia; Rodentia; Cricetidae. Gene Ontology annotation, cellular component: early endosome; late endosome; extrinsic component of endosome membrane.
CUCCCUCCGGUUCGCGGGAACCGGGCUGGGUGUCCGAGCUGGGGCGCAGAGCGGCUGCUCUCGGGCGGAAGGUCACGUGCGCCGGCCCGGGUCCCGGGAAGGAGGCGACCCGCCGCAGUCGCAGAGGAGCCGCCUCCCUGCGGCCGGACGCGCGGGGCCGCUCCGAGAACACUUGUUGCUGGGUUGGUGGUGCAGGUGUGUAUCCCUGCCACCGGAGGCUGCAGGAGAAGAUAAAAGUUCAAGCCUAUCUGGGCUACUUAGCAGGCUCACAGGCAGCACCUUGAUAGUGAGUUCCUAAGAAGAAAAUAAUGAACUGCAUAUUGGUUGUUCUUUAAGUGUUUGGAGUCAAGAGUACACAGGUCUGUUGCCAAGGCCGAAGAAGAUGGCAACCCCCUACGUCCCAGUUCCUAUGCCAAUAGGAAACUCUGCUUCCAGUUUUACAACCAACAGAAAUCAAAGGAGUUCUUCUUUUGGUAGUGUCUCAACAAGCUCAAACUCUUCCAAAGGCCAAUUAGAAGACUCAAAUACGGGUAAUUUUAAGCAGACGAAUGUUCAGGAUCGGAUGGACAGUACAUCAUCGGUCUGUGGUAGUCCUCUCAUUAGGACUAAAUUUACAGGUACAGAUUCAUCCAUUGAAUAUUCUACUAGACCAAGAGACACUGAAGAGCAGCAUCCUGACACAGUGAACUGGGAAGAUAGACCUUCUACACCUACAAUUCUGGGCUAUGAAGUUAUGGAAGAGCGAGCCAAAUUUACCGUAUAUAAAAUACUAGUAAAGAAAACCCCAGAAGAAAGCUGGGUAGUUUUCAGAAGGUACACCGACUUCUCUAGGCUUAAUGACAAAUUAAAAGAGAUGUUUCCAGGCUUUCGAUUAGCACUUCCUCCUAAACGCUGGUUUAAAGAUAAUUACAAUGCAGACUUUUUAGAAGAUAGACAAUUAGGAUUACAAGCAUUUCUCCAAAACUUAGUAGCCCACAAGGACAUUGCUAACUGCCUUGCAGUGAGAGAAUUUCUUUGUCUGGAUGAUCCGCCAGGUCCAUUUGAUAGCCUAGAAGAAAGCAGGGCAUUCUGUGAGACUUUGGAAGAGACUAACUACCAUUUACAGAGAGAACUGCUGGAAAAGCAGAAAGAGGUAGAAUCCCUGAAGAAACUGCUCGGGGAAAAGCAGCUUCACAUAGACGCACUGGAGAACAGAAUGAGAACACUGUCCUUAGAACCUGACGCAUCACUGUAUGUAGCAGGAGCAGAAGGUGGACAGAUCCUAAGGGUGGAGUCCUCUGUACUUCAAAUCAACCGGGAUGUCUUGGAUGAAGACUCUAGAGCUAAUAAUAAGGCACACUUCAACUCCAGAGAAGCCAGAAGUGUGGCGGCAGCGGCGGCAAUCACAGACAUAGAAGUCGCACAGUUGGCGUACAGUGUUGAAGAUGACUGACACUGUGACAGCUCCCGCCAUUCUGACAUCUCAGCAGAUUUGCGGCAGAGUGGCAGAUCCCACCGCAAAGACUGAACCGGAAGAGAGCAAGAGUGCACGUGUACAAAGUUUACAUAAAGUCUCUUUAAGUUAUUGGAAGAAGAACUGUA